UCUCUCCUCCCUCCUCAUCUCCCGUUACCUUGAAAACAGAGCACUAUCUCCAUUGUCACCUUUCGUCUUUCCAGUUUACGUCGUUACUAUGUCUUCGAUACUCGGCUCGCAAGGAGUGGUUCUAGCCACCGCCAUGGCACUCUCCGGCACUGUAAUUCUUCUCGCUUUUCGUCUUCAGAAGUCAAUAAUCACAACCCAGUUCCCCGUUUCUCAAAUCUCCCAGUCUUCUCCCCCGCAAGUCCUCCGAUCCUGCAUCUCUUCUGGGAAGAAGAGAGCAGGGAUGGUGAAGAAGAAGUCGAAGAAGGUGCACUUCGCGGAGGAUGUCGUGGAUCCGAGGGGCGACGGCGAGGAAUUCAGACGACGGCUGAAGAACAGAGCGAGUACCAUAAUCGGGUUGAAUUCUCCUUCUUCUUUAAAUUCAACGCCGAAAUUCAAGAAGAUCGGCGGCCUUAAAGACAGAGGAAUGCCGGAAAACAGAGUCGCUCUCUACAGAGGAAUUCUGAGAGAUCGGGGCCUUCAGCGGAUGGCCUGCUAUUAAGUCAAGAUUUUGAUUUUCAAUUUUAUUUUUCUUGUAAAUGUAUAUAUAUUUUUUAAAAAAUUAUGUAAUUUUGUGUAGGAAGUUGGAAGUUGGGAAGAGAGACGGGGGCCUACGCACCGUUUUGGCGGUCCCCCCCACUGGGUAAUGGGUUCAGUCUUUCUUAGAUUCUGUUUUAUGAAAUGAAUUUCUCUCUUUUUCUUUU
Messenger RNA from Carica papaya (papaya), 740 nucleotides. RefSeq lists its product as uncharacterized. NCBI's taxonomy places the organism in Eukaryota, Viridiplantae, Streptophyta, Magnoliopsida, Brassicales, Caricaceae. The record is from RefSeq and is a predicted model, not a curated record.